AUGAUUGCUGCAGAUGAGAAUAGCUUUUAUCUUGGGUUACCUUGUAUCAUUGGUCGCAAAAAGAAAGCUAUUUUAGGUUUUCUUAAGGAGAAAAUGCAUAAAAGAAUUCUAAGUCGGAAAGGAAAGUUUCUCUCAAAGGCAGGUCGAGAGGUGUUGUUAAAAACUCUUGCUCAAGUCUUCUCUAGCUAUGCUAUGCCUAUUUUUAUUCUUUCAUUGGAGACCUACAGUGAAUUAGAGAGAAUGAUGUAUAAGAAUUUGUGGGGUAAUUCUAAGAAGUUUAGAGGAGUUAGUUGGAUGAGCUGGAAUCGUCUCUUUAAACAUAAAAGCUCGGGUGGUCUUAGUUUUAGAAGCCUUCAUGAUUAUAAUUUAUCUCUUUUGAACAAACAAGCUUGGAGGUUGUUGCUUCAUGAGUCUUCUCUUGUUGGUCGUAUUUAUAAAGCCAUGUACUACUCCCAUGGGACUUUUCUUUUAGUUGUGUUGGGACAACACCCAAGUUUUAUUUGGAAAAGUAUUUUUGAGACUCAAGGUCUUAUUACAGCAGGAGCCCGUAUUCGUAUUGACUCUAAUUUUAGUGUACAUAUCCUCAAUUCUCCAUGGUAUGUCCAUAACUCUUUUGUCAUUAGUUCUCAUUUAAGUCGUGCUGGUGCAAAAGUUAAUCAAUUAAUGACUAUGGAUGGUUUUCAGUGGGAUAAGGAGAUUGUUAAUAAUUUGUUUGAACCUAGAGAUUAUGAUCUUAUCUUAAGUCUUCCUCUUAGUUCUUCUACUUUGGAAGACAAUUGGUUUUGGUUACACUUACAUGAGAAUUUAGGCUUUUAUACAGUUAAGAGCAACUAUCAUUAUUUGCAGGCUUUCAAAGGAAAAUGA
Molecule: messenger RNA, 864 nt
Organism: Cannabis sativa
Lineage: Eukaryota; Viridiplantae; Streptophyta; Magnoliopsida; Rosales; Cannabaceae
Exons: 1
Coding region: 1-864 (287 amino acids)
Source: RefSeq, a predicted model, not a curated record